UUGGUAUCCAGGAUAACACAUGCUAACGCUACUGGUAAGUGCAAUUCGCAAGAAUCAGCCUUCCGAAAAGCUCUUCAAGGACACACAUAUGACACAUUCAAAGUCAAUAGCCUGCAUGUUUGCGUCAAGAGAUGUGAUAAAGAAGAAAAGUGUCAGAGCAUCAACUUUGUUAUCGACGAAAGUAUCUGUGAACUGAAUAAGCAAAGCAAGGAGGCAAGACCAGACAAUUAUGUUACAGACCCAAGACGGAUUUACAUGACAGUAAAAUUUGGUAAAGGUGGGUGCUUUAAAAGUAUCGUGAUCUUAAAAAGUUGGUCUUUUGAUUGUAUGUAUAUGUGUAUGUAAGUUUGUAUACGUAUGUGUAUUUUUUCUUUAGAGAGGGUUAUGAAUAUUGAGAUCUCGGAAGUGUAACGGCCAAAUUUUUUUCUUUUGUGCGGCAGAUACCUGGCCAUCCGGAACAUACGGACUUCCUCGUUCCAAGACUGGCUGUCCUCAGCCCCCUCAUGGCUCUGAGUGGGAGACAGGCUGGAGGUUACAAGAUACGGAAGACUCUUCCAACAAAAAUCGCUUCUCGGAUAGUUUUCAUUUAGAUGCAGUUGUUUUGGACAGUCAUGUGAACAGAAGUUUCUGCAUAAAACACGUACACAAAGUCGGUACUGGAGCGAAACCAUGGCCUCUGGGUAAUGAUUUUUCAAGCAUUUUUUAAUUUUUUCAACUUUCUCUCUUUUCGUAGUUGAACAGGACACUUUCACAUCAGCACGACGCCUUUUUCGUUAUUCCGUUAUUUAAAGCUCUUUGAGAUUUCCCGAUAUUCCCGUUGUGCUGGAUUAGUGACUAAUCUCGGUAUUACUCGAUUCUUCCUCUCAAGGCUCAGUAAUUAUUGAUAGAAUUCACUGGAGCCACGUGAGUUUUAACAAUGUAUGUAACGACCUUUGCUUUAUCUCAAACUUGAUCCACUUCCCGGGCAUAAACAAGGGCCAAAGUUUCAACAUGAUUUCACCCCAAAAACAACCCUCAAUUUCUUUUACUAUUUGGCUUCUCCCUAGAAUAUUUCAUAUCCCCGCUGUAUAAACUUAUUAACGCUUGUUCGUUGGUUGCGCAGUAUAGGCCACCAACGAAAUCUUUCUAUCUCUUCCAACUUUUCACCUCUCGAGCCAUUUUUGUUUUUUCUUGCGCCCGAGCAGUGCUUUCUAAAACUCUUCGCUAUAAUUUCGCUUUUAAACUGUCUUCGUAUAACUUUAUAGGAUACUAAACAGGAUUAUGAACAUAAAAGAAACAUAUCGGAUCGUGAUUUGUCCGGUUUUAUGAUAAAAUAAAAUACGAAAAAUUAAAUAGCAAUUGUUUUUCCAGGCCAAUAUUGUAUUUACAAGAAAGGCACUUGUCCAGUAGGACUCAGCGAAGGAUUUAUACAGUGGGAUGACGAAGACAUAAGUAACAACAACAGUAAUGGUGGAACACUUCCUGAUGGUAUAUAUGACAAUGCUACAAGGAUAUCGUUUUGUUGUCAGACGGAUGGUAACAAGUCCGAUCCCAUCACCCUCCCCGUGGAAAAACCUUUUUACUUGCUAGCUUACGGUUCGUCUGAGUGUCAGAAAGUAGAGGGGGCCCUGGGUACUGAGGAGUAUAUACAAUACGACAACGAGGACUCAAAAAACUCAGAUAAAUGGGAAGGGAGUCAUCCUUUUAUGAAGUAUUCAUACUUGACCAAGAUGAGAAUAACUUACUGUUAUUACCGUGCAGCAUGA
Molecule: messenger RNA, 1745 nt
Organism: Pocillopora meandrina
Lineage: Eukaryota; Metazoa; Cnidaria; Anthozoa; Scleractinia; Pocilloporidae
Source: the annotation of a GenBank genome assembly